This is a messenger RNA of Columba livia (rock pigeon), 10979 nucleotides long. RefSeq names its product nuclear receptor coactivator 6 (gene NCOA6). The transcript is spliced from 15 exons. Gene Ontology annotation, cellular component: transcription regulator complex; nucleus; histone methyltransferase complex. Gene Ontology annotation, biological process: positive regulation of transcription by RNA polymerase II. NCBI's taxonomy places the organism in Eukaryota, Metazoa, Chordata, Aves, Columbiformes, Columbidae. Bases 1402 to 7656 code for a protein of 2084 amino acids. The record is from RefSeq and is a predicted model, not a curated record.
CGGCGGGAAGGGGCAGCGGGGCCUGGCGGGGCGCGAAGCGGUGCCUGGGCCCGGGCCGCCGCUCGCGGAGAGCGCCGCGGGGCCGGGCCGGGGUGCCCGGGUUGGGGGUGCCGGGCGCUGCCGAGUCCCGCGGGGCUCCGCGGCGGGAGCCUGUCAGCGGGCUGUGGGGCCGCGGCCUGGGCUCCCGGCAACGGGAGAGCCCGCUCGCCGCGGCCUGCAGCCUGUCCCGCCGGGCCGGAGCUGCCCUGCCGGGGGUGGCCGCUGAACCGGCCCCGUUUCUCCCGCAGCUCAAAUCGGAACCCUGAAACCAGCCCCCGGCCCCGGCCGAGCCUCCCGCGGGGCAGGUGGUCGCUCGGCCCCCGGGGAGCGGGUCCGGGCGCUCGGGUGCUGUCAGCCCGGGAGCUUCUCUGACUUGGGACGUUGUUUCUCGUUCCAGUUUCUCAGCGCUGGCCUCAUGCGGGCGCUGGCAUCUUUGUAAGAUGUCAGCAAGGACGCGUUGACGUUUCUUUGAGCCCAAGCUUUUGUUUGAAUUGCUCGGUAACUGUUUAGAAUAGUCAGAGAAAGGCUUCUUAACUUAUUCCCUCGGUUUGGUUUCUGUGGUUCCCUGAAUUUCAUCUGCUUUAAGAAUGUCUCGGGAAGCUCAGGGUUUCUGAUCCCCUCACAGUUCUUUGGUGAAUGGGAAGCAGCUUUUCCGUCGCUCACCUCCCAGGGUUCUGAAAUCUGCCUGCGAAUCGCAGCUUUAUGAGCUUUGUCUCCUCAUAGCCGCCCGGCUUCCAGACACACGCUUGUGUUUGUUCCCCUGACGCUAUAGCGAAACCUUUCUCAUUUCGGUCUUAUUAGAGGACAGACUCACCAAUAUUUAUAAUUAUUGUGCGUUGUAGUCUUUCUGGCCGGUUCUUCAGCUAAAGCAUCUUUCAAUAUUUCCCAUAUGAGAAAACAACCACAGAGAGCUAGUUUGGCUUUUUCAAAAAAGAUCCCCAGGUGCAGUAACCACAACGUUUGGAUUUAGCAGCUCUUUUCCAGUUAUAGCGAGCGUUCCCAGCUUUUCUGUGCAUCUUGUGGAGCGAGAAACAAAGGACUCAAGGCACACAUCCAAAAAUGCCAGGAUUGCAUUUCUGGGAGUUGCUGUUCAACCAUGUUUGCCAGUCUGGAAUUACCUGAAGACCUGUUGCACGCCACGAAAUACUGACGUUGUGGACUUUGUUUUGGUCAGCUGGAAUACUUCUCAAGUCACAUGCAGCAGGGUCCUGUCAGGAAACCACUUCUGUUUGUUCCAGUGGACGAACAGCUCGGGUGCUGCCAUGGCCACGGUUUUCCAAGUCGCACAGUUUGUCUUGCAGACACUAGCACUGGGUCACCCGCAUCAUCGUAACGUCUGACAGGCUCCCAUUGCUGGAAACAAUGGUUUUGGAUGAUCUACCUAACUUAAAAGAUACAUAUGCCUCCUUGUACUCCUCAGCUAUGGAAGACUUAGAGGUGGAUUUUGAUUCAGGACUGGAGGAGGACGAGCUGAAGGAAGAUGCUGCUUCUGAGGAUUCCACAAUCUUUGUAGCUUUUAAAGGAAAUAUAGGUGACAGAGACUUUGAGCAGAAACUAGAUGUCAUAUUGGAGAAUGUGCCUGGCCUUUUACACAUGGAAUCCAACAAGCUAAAGCUGCAGAAGAUAGAGCCGUGGAACAGCGUGCGCGUCACCUUCAACAUUCCCCGGGAAGCCGCCGAGCGGCUGCGCAUUCUGGCUCAGAACAACAACCAACAGCUUCGGGACCUGGGGAUUCUCUCAGUUCAGAUUGAAGGGGAAGGUGCCAUCAACUUGGCGCUGGCUCAGAACCGCAGCCAGGAUGUGCGGAUCAACGGGCCCCUGGGCGCCGGCAGCGCCGUGCGCGUGGAGACGGCGUUUCCCAUGCAAGGGGGACAAGGUUUAAUAAGAAUGAGCAACGCUGCAGCUGUCAUGAUGUCCCAGGGUGGGAGCGUGCCCUCCUCCAUGGUGGCGGCUAGUGCUGGCGCUGAGCUGCAGACAAGAGCUCCUCGGCCUUCCUCACAGCCAGAUGCAAUGGACCCACUCUUAUCUGGGCUAAAUAUCCAGCAGCAAAGUCAUCCAUCUGGAUCUUUAGCUCCCCAGCUCCAUUCAAUGCAGUCAGUUCCUCUAAACAGGCAGAUGAACUCAGCCAACUUCCAGCAACUACAGCAGCAGACGCAGUUGCAGACACGUCCUCCCCAGCCACAUCAGCAGCCACAGCAGGGUAUUCGACCUUCCUUUACUUCACCAGCACAGGUUCCAGUUCCCCCUGGCUGGAACCAGCUUCCUUCUGGAGCACUUCAGCCUCCUCCGACCCAGGGAGCAUUGGGUACAUUGACAGUAAACCAGGGCUGGAAAAAGGCCCCGUUGCCUGGACAAAUGCAGCAGCAACUUCAAGCAAGACCAUCUCUAGCAACAGUACAAACUCCUACUCAUCCUCCACCUCCAUAUCCUUUUGGAAGCCAGCAAGCUUCCCAGGCUCACUCAAACUUUCCCCAGAUGAGCAAUCCUGGCCAGUUUACUGCUCCUCAAAUGAAAAGCCUUCAGGGAGGGCCCUCGCGGGUUCCUACGCCACUACAACAGCCCCACCUCACCAACAAGUCUCCUGCUUCCUCUCCCUCCUCCUUCCAGCAGGGAUCUCCUGCAUCAUCUCCAACAGUUAACCAGCCGCAGCAGCAGAUGGGACCAAGGCCUCCCCAGAGUAGCACGCUGCCCCAGGGAUUCCAGCAGCCUGUCAGUUCUCCCAGUCGUAAUCCUAUGGUGCAACAGGGGAAUGUACCCCCCAACUUCAUGGUGAUGCAGCAGCAGAACCAAGGUGCGCAAGGUUUACACCCUGGUUUAGGAGGAAUGCCCAAGCGCCUCCCGCCGGGGUUCCCCGCGGGCCAGCCCGGCCAGAGCUUCCUGCAGGGCCAGGUCCCCUCCACGGCCCCCGGGACGCCGGUGAACAGCGUGGCCCCGCAGCUGCAAACCAGCCAAAACGUGCCGCACACAGGUGGCCAAGGAUCUGGACCUCCUCAAAAUCAGCUGCAAGCAGCACAUGGCCCACCCAAUAUGAUGCAGACCAAUCUAAUGGGACUUCAUGGAAAUAUGAACAACCAGCAGGCUGGUGCUGGCGGGGUGUCCCAGGUGAACAUGGGCAACAUCCAGGGCCAGCCGCAACAAGGACCACAGUCUCAGCUCAUGGGCAUGCACCAGCAAAUUGUGUCUUCUCAAGGACAGAUGGUGAACAUUCAGGCUCAGGGAUCACUGAACCCUCAAAACCAGAUGAUACUUUCUCGAACUCAGCUCAUGCCACAAGGCCAAAUGAUGGUGACGCCACAAAACCAAAAUCUUGGCCCUUCUCCCCAGAGGAUGACCCCACCCAAACAGAUGAUUCCCCAGCAGGGACAACAGAUGAUGUCUACACACAAUCAGAUGAUGGGACCUCAGGGCCAGGUCUUGUUACAGCAAAACUCAAUGAUGGAACAGAUGAUGACCACUCAGAUGCAAGGAAACAAACAGCCUUUUAGUACGCAAAACCAGUCCAAUGUUAUGACGGGGCCAGCUCAACUGAUGAGAGGACCAACCCCAAACAUGCAAGGAAACAUGGUGCAGUUCACUGGGCAGAUGAUGGCGCAGCAAGGCCCCGUGAAUGGUAAUCCUUCUCAGGUUAUGGGAAUCCAAGGGCAGGUUUUAAGACCCACUGGACCUGGUCCUCACAUAUCUCAGCAACUUGGGGAUACUACGACUACGACAAAUAAUGAUGUGAACUUGGCACAGAUGUUACCUGACGUUCCUGUGCAGCAGCCAAACAUGGUGCCUUCUCAUAUGCAAGCAAUGCAAGGAAACAACAACGCUUCAGGGAGUCAUUUCUCUGGCCAUGGGCUGCCUUUCAAUACUGGGUUUAGUGGAACGCCAAAUGGGAAUCAGAUUUCCUGUGGGCAGAAUCCUGUUUUUCCUGUCAAUAAAGAUGUUACGCUCACCAGCCCGCUCUUGGUUAACCUUCUACAAAGCGAUAUAUCGGCGGGACACUUUGGUGUGAACAACAAGCAAAAUAAUCAGAAUGCCAACAAGCCGAAGAAGAAGAAGCCUCCAAGGAAGAAGAAAAAUAAUCAACAACUAGAACAAACAACUUCUUCAGAACCGCGUCCAGCUGGGCUGGAGGAGAGUGAUCAGUCAUCCAUGUCUGGAGAGCAAGGAAUGAAUUUAGAUAAUUCAGGCCCUAAACUUCCAGAUUUUGCAAGUAGGCCACCAGGCUAUCCAUCUCAGCCAGUGGAGCAAAGGCCACUUCAGCAGAUGCCACCUCAACUCUUGCCACACACGCAGCAGCCGCAGCAGCCGCAGCCGCAGCAAGGCCAGGCCCCGCCACAGACACCGCAGCAGCAGCAGCAGAUGAUGAUGAUGCUCAUGAUGCAGCAGGAUCCCAAGUCAGUCAGGCUGCCCGUUCCGCAGGGAGUUCACCCCCCCAGAGGGCCCGUGAACACAGACGCUCAGCGAAUGCCGAUGCAGCAGAGCGGCAGCAUGCCGGUGAUGGUGAACCUCCAAGGCCCGGGGUCGGUGCCUCCGUCUCCUGAUAAGCAACGAAUUUCCUUGCCGGGCAAUCCUCCUCUGGGAAAUAAUGCAAGGAAAAUGGUUUAUCAAGAUAAUGUACAGAAUCCUUCCAACUCACCCCUCGGAGAGGUUUCAUCGGUAUCCUCCCUUCCAGAAGGAGGUGGAGCUGAAGGCCCCCCAGCAUCAGGAGCUCAGAAUAAUUUGACGUCUCAUUUAGUAGUUUCACAGAACCAAUUAAUGAUGACAGGACCCAAACCGGGACCAUCCUCCCUUUCAGCUGCCCAAGGCGCAAGUCCCCAGCAGCAGUCCAGUUCUCUGCCUACUGCUCUUACGCACCAUUUUCCAAAUGUUGCCGCCCCAUCACAAACUUCAAGGCCUAAAACACCAAACAGAGCAAGCCCAAGGCCAUACUAUCCUCAGACUCCUAAUAACCGUCCACCUAGCACAGAACCAUCAGAAAUCAGUUUGUCUCCAGAGAGACUCAAUGCUUCUAUAGCUGGUCUGUUCCCUCCCCAGAUUAAUAUUCCUUUGCCUCCCAGGCCUAAUCUCAAUAGAGGAUUUGAUCAGCAGGGUCUUAAUCCCACUACUUUGAAGGCCAUUGGACAAGCCCCAUCAAACCUCACAAUUAACAAUCAGUCUAGUUUUGCUGCUCCGCAGUCACACAAAUUGGAAGGUGUUGUCAUCAAUUCAGGCAAACAAACCAACAGUGGAGGAACAAAGAGAGCGAGUCCAAGCAAUAGUCGAAGGUCCAGUCCUGGAUCCAGUAGGAAAACUACACCCAGCCCUGGCAGACAAAAUUCAAAAGCAGCUAAAUUAUCAUUGACACCUCAGCAGAAUCCAUCUCUCUUGCAGAACAUGGAAUUACAAAGAAACAUGAUGGCUGGUCCCUCUUCUUUGCCAACACCUGUGACUACAAGUUUUCAAAAUAAUAACAUGCUGAGUAACCAGAAUCCUGCAGUUUCUGUACCUGCUGUCACAGGGGUUCCUGAAGACAAUAAGGAGAGCCUUAGUGUGCCACAAGAUAACGAGUGUCCAAGCACACAAGGUGUCCAAGGUAACAAAGACCAGCCCAGUAUUGAACUAAAAGCUGUCCCUGCUCCAGAAAUGAAAAUGUUGGUUCCGGAAGAACAGUCAAAAAAAGACGGGCAGACCGUGGACACCAGUAAACUUCCAGUCUUGGAGGAAAGUAAAACCAUGGUAUCUCCAGCCAUGAGGGAGGCACCAACUUCUUUAAGUCAACUUCUUGAUAAUUCUGGAGCUCCUAAUGUAACCAUUAAACCCCCUGGGCUGACUGGUCUUGAAAUGGCACCGAUAGUCACCACUGGUGAGGAGCUAAAGAAGAUAGCUGUCAUUCCUCCGCUGCAGGAGGCAUCCUCGAGCAAAGAGGCAUCUAGUUCACUUAGCUUGCCUCAAAACAAUGAGGCCUCUUCAAAUUCAGGGCACCAGGAACUGGGAGAAAUAAACUCAAACGUUGCUCAGAGUGUUCCUCCAGUAAUGCAAAGACCCGUCAGCUCUUCUUCUAUAUCAGGUCCUUUACCCCCCAACCAGAUAACAGUUUUUGUAACUUCAAACCCUAUUACGUCUUCUGCUAAUACAUCAGCACCGUUGCCGUCUCACUUGCAACCUGCAUUAGUGUCAACUGUUGUCACAAUGCCCAACGUAGGGAACAAAGUGAUGGUUUCUGAGGGACAGUCGGCAGUUCAGUCGAACGCCCGGCCACAGUUUAUUACACCCGUUUUUAUAAACUCAUCGUCAAUAAUUCAGGUUAUGAAGGGCUCUCAAUCCAGUACGAUUCCAACAGCCCCGAUGACUUCUAGCUCCAGUCUAAUGCCUCAGUCAGUGGCGGUUGUUGGUCCUUUGCAUAUACCGCAGAAUAUCAAGUUCUCCUCCGGGCCCGCUGCUCCCAGCACGUCGUCCAGCAGCCCUGCUCCCAGCGUUCCCGCCAGCAGACCGCUGGUUCUUAACCCCUUGGCACCUCCUGUCCAGCUGCCUUCUCCCACUACAACUUCUGCCAAUGUUCCCGCACAUCUUCCUGCUCAGCAAGUCAAAGACUUCAGCCCAGAGGAGGCUCCCCAGGCGGGCGGGCCGAGCGAGCCGUGCUCUGCCACAGCAGCGCAGCCGGGGCCUGCAGUUCCGCCUCUGCUUACCAGCAGUCCGGGGCCUGGGAACAGGCGCAGUCCUGUUUCCUCGAGCAAGGGAAAGGGAAAAGUAGACAAGAUUGGCCAACUCUUGCUGACUAAAGCGUGCAAGAAAGUCACCGGCUCCCUUGAGAAAGGGGAAGAGCAAUGUGCUUUGGAUGGAGAAACAGAAGGUCAGGGACUAGAAACGUCAGUCCCGAGUAGUUUGGGAGCAGAGCAAUCACCAGCAGAACUGGAUAAUAAAACUGUGACACCUCCAUCACCCAGUCUUACAAAACAGAGCACUUCUGGGCCUGGCAACGCGAGUGUCGGCGUCAGCCCUGCGGCUGCUGCUCCUGCCGCGUCCCCCGGUGUCUCCACAAGCACUCCUCCUCCUCCUCCUGCUCCCACUCCCGCUCCCGCUCCCAGCGCCCCGGCCAUUCCCGCUCCCACAGCCCCCGACCCGGCGCCCGCGGCCCCCAGCGCUAACGGCAGCGACCACGGCGGCGUCCCGGCCGAGCAAACCAGCGCUGGCACGGCCGAGGAAAAAGCAGGAGUGCAUCAGGAGCUGCUGCAGAGUGCAGCAUCCUCUCAACAGUUCGCACAGAAAAAAAGUUCAGUUGCAACACCAGAAAGUACUGUUCAAAGAACAGAACUUGAAACAAAUGCUCCAGUAGUUGCUGGUCAAAGUAAUGAGACAAAAGAGAAUUGUGAAAAGUCUAAAACUCCAAAUAGAAGAAAUUCAAGAACAGAGGAUUCUGCCGCUUCACAGGAAACUGUAGAGAACGGGCAGCGCAAGAGAUCGUCCCGACCAGCGUCCGCGUCCGGCACCGCAAAAGGUAAAACGCGCGCCCGCCGCGUCCUGGAGAGGGCAGGAGGUACCGGCCCUCCCCGGGCCGUAGCCCUAACGCUGCUGCACAGCUCCUGCGCGCUGGGUGCUGCUCGCUCUAGUUCCAAUGCUUUAGACACAGGUCGGUGUGGAAGUGUUUACUGACAUCAGUAAAUCUUGGGUGAAUUCCCCACUGUUCGAUUUGCGGAACUCGUUGUCUGCAGGACUCAUCACCGUAGUGUUCUGCGAGCUUGCCUAGGGGAAUUCUCUUGCCAGACGUGUUGCCAUUAAAAGGACCGUACUCCACUAAAAGGGACUUUUUUUGUGUUUCCCGAAGCCUGAAAGACACGAGACAAGCGCUAAAGUCUUCCCCAGUGCACGGUCGGCUCUCACGAAGCCGAGCGCUGGGGCUCAGGUGCGCUCAGACACACAGCCCCGGCUGUUCUUGCCAAGAACAUGUGAAAUCCGAAAAUCACACAUAUUAACCGUGGCAUUAGCAGUUGCUGACGUGCCUUAUUUCUACACAGGUUGCAAUCUUUAACAGAGGAUGCAGCAUUUGUGUGAUAAACGCGGUGAUUACCGGGGCGCACGGUGCGCAGGGUCGUUGUGCGCUCCCGAAGCUGUGUCAGCUCCUUGUGUUUAAGGGUCAUUUAAUUCGGGUGGACAAAAGUUGUGUGAGAGGGUAGAGACUGUCAAGAGGCAACAUUCCACCACUAUUUUAAAAAUAACAUACAGAACAAAGAGGUAUUAAUAUAAAAUUAUUAUAAAAGGAAGUCAAGUUGAAUUCAGCAACCAUUUUCCAUACUGAAGAUACUAGAGUUUGCUGGCAAGAAUAUUUGCAUUUUAAGAGUUCCAGAGAAGACUUCCAGCUAUACGUAAUUGUGCAGUGACUCUUGAAGAUUACAUGGAGGGACCUAAAUGUUCUGCACUUCUGUGGCUGCUGAAUUUAGUUAAAUUUAACUUCUUGUGGCAGGAUUGUGCAGAGGAAUCGGUGUUGUAAAAAUAACUUUCAUGGUUGUGAAGAAAAGUUUGAACAAUGUGAAGCCAAUGUAAAACCGAUUUGGUGAUACCUCCCUGAGCUUGAGGGGAUCUGAACCCAUGACCUGCCCACACACUGUCAUGGAUAAACCUAAAGAUGACAACCAGUGGCACGUCAGAUUCUGAAAAUGUGGGAACGCAAAAUUACAUCAAAUUUGAAUAAUACCAGAACUCACUUAGAGGUUUUGCACUGACUGUGUUAUUCGUUUACCUCUGUAAGUAGAAUCACUGUUUUUAAAACGUGCAUCCGAAACUGCGGCAGAAUCCCAGGGGUUUGCUGGAGAACGAAGGUCCCGCCGUGCAGCGCCUGGGGCCAGGAGACGAGAGCAGGACAGGACUGCAGUGGAAGGGAAGGGCUGGAAGGGCUGGGGGAGCGGGCGCUGAGGGAGCGAACAAGGUUCGCCACUUGUGCCUGCUCUGGUCUACGUGUUUAUUAGUGACUUGUAGCUUAAGAAAGCACAUCUGGUUUGUGUGCUCCUGGCCUGGAGGCUGAUUAAAGUCAUUAUAAAAAUGGCAAUUAUGAAAAACAGGGGAGGGAGCUGCUGGUGCUGCUCCCGAGGGACUGGGCCAGGGACUGGGCCUGGGACUGGGACAGGGGCUGGGACUGGGACAGGGACUGGGACAGGGGCUGGGCCUGGGACUGCGACUGGGCCUGGGACAGGGACAAGGACAGGGCCUGGGACUGGAACAGGGACAGGGACAAGGACAGGGCCUGGGACAGGGACUGGGACUAGGACAGGGCCUGGGCCUGGGACUGCGACUGGGCCUGGGACAGGGACAAGGACAGGGCCUGGGCCUGGGACUGCGACUGGGCCUGGGACAGGGACUGGGACAGGGCCUGGGCCCGGGCCCGGGACUGGGACUGGGCCUGGGCCUGGGCCUGGGCCUGGGCCUGGGGCCGGCUCAGCUCUCGCUGCUGCCGCAGGGCGAGUCGCAGCGCUUGCUGCCCGGGGUCUGGCAGUCGUGUGUGUUGAGCCGUUUCGCUCCUGAGAACCGGUGCCGUGUUGGUGUUUUCAUUUUUUGGAGUACCUUUCCAGCAAGGGCUGUUUCAGCAUUUCCUGUAGCUUCGAGUUUGUUGAAUUUUGAAACGUCGAUUAUUUUUUUAACACGACGUUUAGCAGCCAUGGGCUUGUACCGUUGCUUUUCUACUUUUAGAUGUCUCGGAAAUUUUUUCCCUUUCGACUCUUAAAAUACACACGGCUAGAAUAGCUUUUGGAAAAUACUGCAAAGAGCCAAAGAUACAUUGCCAACAUUUAAAAUCACAUUUGAAAAAGAAUCUAAAGAUGCAAAUACCCUUGGUCCUUACUCUUUGUUGUUGUUUUGGAACGGAAACUUAGUGCCUUGGUAAGUGCACUGACAAUGGCAUCUGCUUUCGCUGCAGCUUCUGCGCGGGCUCUGGUUGUUCUGCUCCAGCGCUGUAUAUUUUGUAUCUUUCUGCAUUUUUCUGUGAAUCACAGUGUCCGCUGGCGAGACUCGUUUUCUUGUUUCCUAAUGACCUGACUCUCCGCGGACUCAAACUGCUCGGUGCUGAACUCGUGUGCCGGGCUCCAGAACACCUUCCUGGGGGGUUUGCACCCAUCUCCCCGUUCGGGUCUGGCUGGGGCGGUUUGUGCCGCGGCGGCUCCCUCGAAAGAACAGGUUACACGCGCCUUUCAGGGUUAGGUCCGUUCUGUUAGAGCUGGACGGAGUCGGGGCGGCCGCGCGGCGCGGGCGCUGCGGCAGCUCGGGGACCGCCCGCCCGCGUUUGCGCUCUGGUGCGGCCUGAGCGGGACGCAAGGGCAGUGCCUGCAGCUGUGCUCAGCGGCGGUACCGACUCCCUAUCCACGCUUGUUCUCUUCUCUUGAUUUCAGAAACGAGUGCCAGUGCAAUGCAGUCAAAAAGAAGAAAAUCCAAGUAAAUUACUGCAUGGAAACAUGAGACUUGUAAAUGAGUGUGAAUUUACCAAUAGCAAUUUUGAGCUGUGAUUUUUCUUUUUUUAAAUAAAAUUCUGUACAGUAAGUCAUUUUAAUAUUAUACUGUUCCCAAUAAAUGAUUUUUUUUCUAAAAAAUUGAUAAAUAGAUAUAAAAACCGAGUUCUUCUAAACCCCCCUGGAUUUACACAGUGUAGUCCAGGGUUAGCACAUUAGGUUAAUGUGUUUGUACGAAAUGGAAUGGGAGGGGAUGACAAUUGUAAAUUUGUUUGUUUCCACUUUUCGUAAAGGAAUUAGAAUACAGGGUUGUCAUUUUUAGGUAUUAAAUAAUGUAUUGUGCUGUUGUUUAAGUACUGUAUGUGAAUAGCAGUAAGAGGGUUUACAAACAGACCCGAUCUUGUUUGGAAAUGUAAAUAAUUCUAUUAUAUAGUAGAUUUGAUGUAUUUGUUGUAGAAAUGGACCAGUGAAACAAGAAAUAAAUUUAAGGGUUUGUAUAAUGUGGAAUCCCUCGUGCUCUAAAUAAAUGCUAUUGUCCCGUAA